AUGGCGUGUGGACUGGCCUUAAAAAGGCCAUAUGAUUAUGAUGAUUAUCUGAUUGAGGGAAGUGAAGUGAAACGUGCACGUCAUACACAAGCACAUUGCUCCCCGUUCCGUGCUCAGUGGGGUACUAUUGCUGCGUCGUUGCCAAAUUCCAGUGUAGCAAAUGCAUUUCUUCAUCGUCAAGGAUUAGAAUUAAUGUCACUGCAGGAAAACGAUGUGGAUAAUAGUUCUUCACUUGCUCAUGUUGGCAGUAAACUACAGCUCUCACCUGGACAGCUAGAUUCUUAUCUUCGAGCUGAAAUACGUUAUCUUAAACGUCGUCAUUUAAUUCCACGUCGUGUGGGACCUGAUGAUGAUGGAAGCUCCAUUCACAAUGAAGAAAGACCCUUAAAACUUUUUAGGACUCACAUUACUUGUGAUUCGUCUUCUUCUAGUAAGGAUUCAGACCGAAAUUAUCGUGAGGCACCAUCGUCACCUAACAAUAAUUCGGGUAGCGAAUCGGAAGGAGAGGUAAAUAUUCAGAAAACAUCGCAGAUGAAGGACUUGUACGAGAAGCCGCAUUUCUCUUUGAAACAGUUCUCUUUUAUUCAGGUGAAAAUGAUAUGUGAAAGGCUGUUAAAGCAACAAGAAAUACGUCUGAGAUAUGAAUAUGAAACAGUACUAAAUCAGCGUUUAGAAGAACAGCAUGAGCAGUAUGUGCAGUUUGCACGUGAGCAGUUAGAGCGGCAGCAUCAGGACAAUGGGGCCGAAUUAUCAUAUCUCUCUUAA
Thelazia callipaeda (thelaziosis nematode) is the source of this 765-nucleotide messenger RNA. Lineage: Eukaryota; Metazoa; Nematoda; Chromadorea; Rhabditida; Thelaziidae. The record is from the annotation of a GenBank genome assembly.